AUGGCACGGUCAUUCGGCAUAAGGCGAGAUAGAGAAUACUGGCUAAAUCAAAUACAGAGGAAAAUAUUGGAUAGAGGAGUGAGUGAUUUGGGAGAGAUAAGGGAAGAUAUACAAGGACGAAUUGGGGAACAAAGAAGCAUGGCGACCGAGGAGGAAGAAAGACACACAAAGGAGGUUGCAGAGGAGAAUAGAUUGUAUAAAGCUAUAUGUGAUAACAACUGGGAAAUUGCAAAAGCAUUGUUAGAGGAAAAGCCAAAUGCCUUAACCUCAACAAUUACCGCUUUUGGGGAAACACCAUUUCAUGUGGCUGCCUUCUUUGGUCAUGCCAACAUAAUGGAAGAGUUGCUGAAACUGUUAGAGAAUCCAGAAUUCCUAGAAACUAUUGAUCAUUGUGGCUAUACGCCACUCUUAGCUGCCACCGUCACUGGAAGCAUUGAAGUUGCCAAAUGUCUAGUGGACAAGAAUUCCUACCCACCUUGCAUUCCGUACUACCCAAGAUCCGAACUUCCUGUUACGUCGGCUUUUGUCAGUGGUCAUCAUGAAAUGGGACAUUAUCUUUAUUCUCAAACUCGAUUGGAAUACCUCCAACCCCGCCAUCUCGGUCAUCCUCUUGGUCCUACUCUUCUUCGUUGUUGUUUGCAGACACAACGUUUCGAUAUCGCUCACCACUUGCUUACUCAAUGCCAAGAAUUGCUUUUUGCUUCUGAUGAGAAGGAUUGGAAGCCAAUUCACGGCAUCAUAUCCAUGACUUCUAAAAUUCCUAGCCCAACUGAACUUGUCUUUUGGAAACGAUGGAUCUAUGACGAUAUGGAUACAAAUUCAACUCCAAGUUUCCAAAGUGCUUCUUUACCCACCCAAAAUGAAGACGAAGACACAAGGGAAAGAAAACAGGGGAAACUAACAGGGCCAGUUGCAGCAGGACAUCGUCUGCUUCGAUGGCUCAUCUUCUCUGCUUAUAAUUUUAGAGGAAUCAAGAAGAUAAAAGAGAUGAAGUUACAGCAAGCAAAAGCAAAUAAACUUGUUGAUCUAGUUUGUAGGAAUGCAAGCAAUAGAUAUGAAGUGCAAACUAUUGCAGAUGCGUUAUUUCUGGCAGCGAAAGAAGGGAAUGUUGAGUUUGUGGUUAAAAUAUCAAAGGCAAAUCCUGGAAUCUUGCUCAGAGGGGAUGACUCAUUUCGAAACAUUUUCCACCAUGCCAUUCAGCAUCGACAAGCUGGGGUUUUCAACCUUAUCCAUGGGCUUCGCUUCAAGGAUGUCUUUGCUACAAGCAAAGAUAAAGAUGGAAAUACUUUGCUGCAUGCGGCAGCUGCAAAAGCUCCUGGCACCAUUCUUAACCGCAUCUAUGGACCAGCGUUACAAAUGCAAAGAGAGCUACAAUGGUUCAAGGAGGUUGAGGGGAUAACGCCUCCAAACUUUAGGGUACUUCAAAACAGUAGAGGAGCUUUUACUGUGGCUGGAGGAAAUGAUGAAAAUAUUGGAUACCCAUUAUUCAUCAAACAACCAUUUUUUAAGGUCUUCAUCUUCUCAACCAUAUUAUCACUUCUCUCCUCUUCAACUUCUGUUUUAAUGUUUUCGGCAAUCCUAACCUCUAAAUACUCAGAGGAAAAGUUCCUCAAGUCCUUGCCUACAAAGUUGAUUUUGGGUCUGUUUGUUCUUUUCAUCUCCAUUGUAAGCAUGAUAGUAGCCUUUCUGUCUACCAUUCGUCUUAUGCUAAAACACACAAACUACUCAUGGGGUCUCCUUCCAAUUAUUAUCUUUGCAAGUGUCCCCAUCUUCCUCUUUGUGCUGUCACAAUUCCCUCUUCUUCUUCACACUUUUGUUUCUACGUAUGGGACUAUCUUUGACAGGAAAGUCAAGCCUUGGCCUUGA
This is a messenger RNA of Neltuma alba, 1866 nucleotides long. RefSeq lists its product as uncharacterized. NCBI's taxonomy places the organism in Eukaryota, Viridiplantae, Streptophyta, Magnoliopsida, Fabales, Fabaceae. Gene Ontology annotation, molecular function: protein binding. Bases 1 to 1866 code for a protein of 621 amino acids. The record is from RefSeq and is a predicted model, not a curated record. The transcript has 7 exons. Gene Ontology annotation, cellular component: membrane.